Messenger RNA from Lates calcarifer (barramundi perch), 4099 nucleotides. It is a transcript of the gene ttll12, whose product is annotated as tubulin tyrosine ligase-like family, member 12. Lineage: Eukaryota; Metazoa; Chordata; Actinopteri; Centropomidae. Gene Ontology annotation, biological process: protein modification process. The record is from RefSeq and is a predicted model, not a curated record.
GGUUCAAGUGUCACACCCCCUUCUUCCGGGUUUGACUAGUCCAGUUAGUUUCCACGUGAAUAAUGUCAGCAGAGCAGAUUAAUGUGAAUGGAGACGAGGAUGAGGAGUUCCGCGUCUUCGUGACUUUACAUGCCGGGGCUCUGCGCUCAUCAGGAAUCCCCGAGAUCUACUGGAGGAGUCUACACCACAAAAUCACCAACGAGAUUUACGAUGCUGGGGAGGUGUUCGGAAUCAUGCAGUCACAGCAAGAAGAGGAGGAGGAGGAGAGGAAAAUAAUGAGAGAGAAAGACAAUCCUGGGCCAGUGAUCCGCUCCAAAGUGGUUGUGACCCGGGACAGUGGGCUGCAGGCCGCAGAGCCGACCAGUGUUUUCCUGGUGGAUCACGCCUGGACGUACCGUGUGGAUCAUGCCCGUCAGCAGCUGGAGCAGAUCCCAGGCCUGAUCUCCAGAAUGGCCGCCCUCAUGGGGCUGGACUUCCACGGUGAGGCCCCCGACCCGGACACAGUAGAGCUGGUGAUGGAGCACAUGUGGAAGUACAACCAGACUUACCACCUCUCUCAGGGGUCUGCGGAGGAGAAGGUUCCUGUCUGGUACAUCAUGGAUGAGUUUGGCUCCCAGGUGCAGCACUCUGACCAGCCCAGUUGUGCCAUGGCUCCCUUCUUCUACUUACAUGGCCAACUGGCCUAUUCUGUACUGUGGCCUCUGCAGGACCUGCAGGAAGGAGAUGAAGUAACCCGUGAUUAUACAUAUGGAGAGACAAACCCCCUGGUGAGGCAGUGCCGCCUGUUACCAUGGAUACCUGCUGAUCUAGAAGGGGUCAGCAGUGCCACCACUGAACCCCCAGACUCAUACUAUGAGACCAUUAUACGGGAGAACAAUGAGCAGCUUCCUGUGGAAAUCCAACCGUUCACUGUGCCAAAGGACAAAAUCCUCAAGGUUUACUCUGAAAUGUCACAAGUAACAAACAACCUGACGCACCCACGGUUCCAGCUGACAGAGGAAGAGGAGGAGGCUGAUAUUAUUUGGGGCUAUAAUCACAUCAAAGAUUACAGGAAACUGAGUGAGGAACGACCUCAUGUGAUGCUUAACCAGUUUCCCUGUGAGAGCAUCAUCACUGUGAAGGACUGCUUGGCUGCUGUCGCCCGCAGAGUGAAAGGUGGCCCGUCACCUGAUUGGCUGCCGGAGACCUUCAACCUCCAGACAGAGCUGCCGCAGUUCAUUAAGCAUUAUCAACUGAGACAACAACGUGGAGAGGAUAACCACUGGAUCUGUAAGCCCUGGAACCUGGCCCGUGGACUGGACACGCACAUCACCAGCAACCUUGACUACAUAAUCAGGCAAAGAGAGAGUACACCAAAGGUGGUGUGUAAAUACCUCGAAGAUCCAGUGCUGUUUCACAGGGAGGAGGUGGGGAUGGUGAAGUUUGACAUUCGCUACAUGCUGAUGCUGCGUUCUGUGAAGCCUCUUCGUCUUUAUGCCUACAAUGUUUUCUGGUUGCGCUUUGCUAACAGACCUUUCUCUUUGUCCCAUUUUGAUGAUUACCAAAAGCACUUCACCGUCAUGAACUACGCAGAGGGUGUACAGCUGAAGCAGGUUCAUUAUGAUGAGUUCAUUCCAAUGUUUGAGAAGCAGUACCCACAGUAUCCAUGGAAGGAGGUGGAAGCAGAGUUGUUUAAGGCGUUCAAGGAGCUUUUCCAGGCAGCCUCAUCUCGACCAGCUCCGUAUGGUAUUUGUCCUUACCCAUCCUCCCGGGCGAUAUAUGCAGUAGACCUCAUGCUCAAGUGGAGUACAGGAGAAAAUGGUCAUCGGGUCAUGCAGCCUCAGAUCUUGGAAAUGAACUUUAGCCCAGACUGCGCUAGGGCCUGCCUCUACCACCCAUCCUUCUACAACCAUAUAUUCCAGACGCUGUUCCUGGAUCAGCCUGAGGACUGCCCGGUCACACAGAUCAUAUAAUCCGCUCAAGACAUGCACUUUUCCUGGUUUCUCUGUAACCGGUUCGUCUGUUUGUUCAUGUCAUUUUCUCAUUUUACCAUCUACUUUCCAGCUGAUUUUGGGAGCAUGUGAAACAUGUGACAAUGAUUGCAGAUUUGUUCUCAAAAAACACUGUUGGAUAAACUAGAAUUUUAUCAUUAUUGACUCUGCUUGUUUCAGAUAGCAUUACUAUUUGGGCAAAUACCUGUGGAGCAAUGAAACUACCAAAAAAAAAAAAAAAAGUUUUCAUGUUAUCCCCUCCACUCACCUUCCUGUUUGUUCUUUCCUUCCUCCCUUGUUGCUUCUCAGUUGUUUAUCUUUUGUGGUGAAUCCAAGACUGAGUGGAGCCCCUCUUCCUUCUGGAAGAGCCAGGAGAGCACAGUUAGACCUGAAGAAACAACAUUCAGACAGACCUUUACCUCCACAGCUUGGCUGGAGAGGUACAGGUAAUAUACAGAGAAGGAUAUCCACCUGUCUCUGUGUGUCCUUUGUGGUACGGGCCUGUAAGGGAAAACUGCGGUGGCCCCGAUGGUCAAAACGCAAUGACAGCUGGGAUUGGCUCCAGUCCCCUCCCCAGAGACCCUUAGGGAUAAGCAGAUGAGUAUAGAUAGUGGAUUGAUGCAUUUCAGAAUACACAACAACAGUUGAGUUUAUUGUCGUGUUUUGACAUUCACAGCCACCGUAGUUUUCCCUCGCAAAUGUAUAUUUCCCCUACAGCUGACAUGUCUCCACUUUCCUGAAUGUCAGAUUACAUUAUUCCCUCACUGUCUCACUGGACAGACACUCUAGCACACAAGCUCUAAUGUUAGCAGAGUGGUUCUAAGGAUGGCAACAUCAACCCAACCACCACUUUCAAAGUCAUUGAAUAAAAGUGGCCUUGAAUAAAAAGAGGCAGAAGGUGAGGGUCAGCACACUAACCUUUAUUGAGCCUAAGUCUCAGUUAUUAUACUAACAGGGUGGUGGUCUUAGACUUAGACUUAGACGGACUUUAUUGAUCCCUUUGGGAUGACUCCCUUGGGGAAAUUACGUACUCCCUUGGGGACAUCUCUGGAUGUCAGUGCCUGGCCUGAUGGUCAACCAUUACCAAAUAUGGAUGGGCAAACAGUGAACAACAGAACAUUUGGAUAUUCAACUGCGCAACACCUGUUGGAAGAUUUGGUAUCUUCCAGGCCUGUAGCCUGUGCGCUCUUUGGCUGGUGUGCAGACAGGACACGUUAUCAUCAGUCUGGGUCAACCUGAUCUGGCGUCUCACUUAGCUUAUUUGCCUGAUGUGCAGCGUGCAAACGUUGUUUUCUGAUACCUUCCGGUACCUUCAUGCACGACUGUAGAAUCGCUGAACCUAAUUAAACUUGACCUGCUUAGAGGGUACCGGCAAGUUCCUUUAACUGACCAUCAUAAUCAUUUCCUGGCCUCCCCAUUUUACUGUAAUAGAGGUCUCUAUUCUACUGGUGUCUGGCAUCAUCCGACUUCUGAUGCUUCCAUUAUUCUGAGGGGGCUACAUAGUAUAACAUGAUAUAGGUUAACAUGAUUAAUCAUUUCAAACAUAACAAAGGACUGUAAUACACUCAACAUGCUUAACUUCAGUUACUGUUAUCAGCACAUUCAUUGGUAUAUAUUCAUAUAUCUCUUCUAUUAUUAUUGCUGCGAGCUGAUGAAUAGUAUUGAGAAUAUGAAAAUGAUAUUAUUAACACUCACUAUAUGAUUCGGAGAGUAAUGAUGAUGUGUGUCAAAGGUCACCAUACGAAGUAGUUGGUUAAUGUUCACUGCAUGCAAAGUCAAAUCAUGUGUAAGAUGAGCAUAAGUGUGAGGCCCAAGACCAGACCAAGGAUGGCCUAAAGUUUAGGCCAUUGUUUAGGUCCUAAACAAUGUUCUAAUGGUGUGAUGUUGCAAGCCAAUGAAAUAAUCAAAUAGGUGUGGAAAACCAUAGCCCUAAGAGGUAUAUGAAUAUGAGAGGGACACAAACUAUUGUUCUUCAGAGUGUAGUAUCUGAAGAUCCAUAUAUGGACUGCCAAAACUGUAUAAAAAAGGGACAUAGCCAGUACUAUUUUGGAGCAUUUCUGGUGUAUCAUGUAUGCACUGUGAAUGGUUCCCGGGUUUCUUUGUCGACAAAUAAACUCUGCUGCCUUGGA